Emericellopsis cladophorae is the source of this 1080-nucleotide messenger RNA. Its product is annotated as membrane associated. Lineage: Eukaryota; Fungi; Ascomycota; Sordariomycetes; Hypocreales; Bionectriaceae. Gene Ontology annotation, molecular function: protein-folding chaperone binding; misfolded protein binding. The record is from RefSeq and is a predicted model, not a curated record. The coding region runs from base 1 to 1080 and encodes 359 amino acids. Gene Ontology annotation, cellular component: endoplasmic reticulum. The transcript is spliced from 2 exons.
AUGUCUCAGUUCCUGUCCUUCAUAGGCUGGAGCUUUCUCCCCAACAUUGUAACAGGUUGGGUCCAGACCAUCUACUACGGCCUCACCAUCCGCGCCGGCGACCCGAAACCUGCCCCGGGCAGCGCGCGCUACGCCUCGCACCGUCGCGUCAUCCACAUCCUCGUCGUCACCGCAUACCUCCUCUACACCAUCUACGAAGCCGACUACGACAUCCGCCGCACCUCCCACUUCUAUGCGGACCUGGGUGUAGGCCCCGACGUGCCCGAGCGCGAGAUCAAGUCCCGCUUCCGCCGCGUCGCCGCGCAGCACCACCCGGACAAGUCCGGCGCCGUCGACGGGGCCGACUACUUCAUCCACCUCAAGCUCGCGAGCGAGACCCUGCAGGAUGCCGCCAAGCGCUUCGCCUACGAGCGCUUCGGCAUGGAAAUUAUGAACUGGUCCAAGUGCAAGUCCAUACGGGAUUACAUCACGCGAGGCGUCCUGCAAGGCAUCUUGCCUCACUACGGUGUCGCGGCCGCGACCAUCUACGUUGUCGGGCUCUUUGGCUACAUGGACUUUGGAAAGUUCUAUCGGUGGUUGAUCCUCAUUGCACUCUGCACGUUUGAGAUCGCCGCCGUGACACGUCCGCAUUUCCCGCCCGGGCUCGACGCGAUCAACAGCAUCCUGACAACCGUGUCAUCGCAUCCUCCUCUGCUGCCUUUCCAGGCCAUCAUCCUCGCGCGCAAGCUCACGAUCACGGUAUACGUUGCGCUUUCGCAAAUCGGUCCUCUACUGUCGCUGCACAUUAACGACGGCCGGCCGGACACGUCCGCCUUGGAUGAUGAGAAAGCACUGAAUCAGGGCCUGGACAGACUAGACGCCUUGGCUAAGAGCAUUGAUAAGGACACCUUGAGGCUGAUGGAGAUGGAGACGGCGCCUUUCCAGGGCAACGAUGAGGCGACGUCAAAUCUGAAGGGCAAGAUGCGAGAGUGGCUGGUCCAGAACACGAUCCGGGCCGAUCCCAUGGUGAGGGACGCGGUGGGCACGUCUUUCCGGCGCAGGAGAAUAGAUGCGCCAGCGGGUGCAAAGGGCAACCGCUGA